GGCGGUGACCAAGAAAUAAAAAUCGAGCAAAGAGCCACUUUCUGCCGCGGGAUCCGCCCUGUCGGCCACUCCUCCUGCCUCCAGGCGCUCUGCCUAACCGAGCCGAGGGCGGCGCUGCAGCCCGGGUGGCCCAGACACUACUGGCGCUGCGCGGCCCCCGGGUCCCGGGUGGGGGGAGGCGGGGUGGACCCCGCGGUCACGUGAGCCGGGCCCACUGAGAGCGGGGGCGGCGGGCCCCAGCGCCGGGAGUCUGAGGAGGGGGAAGCGCCCGACGGCCGCCUCCGCCCCUGCAGCUGCAGCCCCGGAUGUCGCUGCAGUAGUCGCGCCCGCGGCUGCAGCAUCAGCACCGCAGAGCCGCUCCCUGAGCCCGCCACCCGGCAGCAUGGCUGCAGCCCCUCCAAGCUGCUGUUUGGUGGCCUUCCCGCCGCGUGCGAAGGACGGUCUGGUGGUAUUUGGGAAAAAUUCCGCUCGGCCCCGGGAUGAAGUGCAAGAGGUCGUGUAUGUCCCGGCUGCCGAUCAUGAACCGGGGAGCAAGGUGGAGUGUACUUACAUCUCCAUCGACCAAGUCCCCAAGACCCAUGCCAUUGUGAUAAGCAGACCCGCCUGGCUUUGGGGGGCAGAAAUGGGAGCCAAUGAACACGGAGUAUGCAUAGCCAACGAAGCCAUCAACGCCAGAGAACCAGCCGCCGAGACGGAAGCCUUGCUGGGGAUGGAUCUGGUCAGGCUUGGUCUGGAAAGAGGGUCAGCAGCCAAGGAAGCCCUCGAUGUCAUCGUCGCCUUGUUGGAAGAGCACGGACAGGGCGGGAAUUAUUAUGAAGACCCGGCCUCCUGCCACAGCUUCCAGAGCGCCUACCUGAUCGUGGACCGCGAGGAGGCCUGGGUGCUCGAGACGGUGGGGAGGUACUGGGCCGCCCAGAGAGUCACAGAGGGAGUCAAGUGCAUUUGCAAUCAGCUUUCGCUCACCACCAAGAUUGACGCAGAGCAUCCUGAGCUCCGGAGUUACGCCCAGAGUCAAGGCUGGUGGACGGGAGAGGACGAGUUCAAUUUUUCUGAAGUUUUUUCUCCAGCUGAUGACCCUCCACACUGCUGUGCAGGCAAAGACAGCUUGGAAAAGCAAGAAGAAAGCAUCACGGUGCAGACUAUGAUUGAUGUCUUACGGGACAAAGCCAGUGGCGUCUGCAUAGACUCCGAGUCCUUCCUCACCACAGCCAGCGCGGUGUCCGUCCUGCCCCAGAGCCGAAGCUCACCGUGCAUCCACUAUUUCACCGGGACCCCAGACCCUUCCAGGUCCAUUUUCAAGCCUUUCAUCUUUGUUGACGAUGUAAAACUCGUCCCCAAAGUACAGUCUCCCUGCUUCGGGGACGAGGACCCUGCCAAAAAGGAGCCUCGGUUCCAGGAGAGACCCGACCGUCGGCACGAACUGUACAAGGCCCACGAGUGGGCACGUGCUGUCAUCGCCAGUGACCAGGAGCAAGGCCGCAAGCUGAAGAAGACCAUGCUGGGCCUGGAGAAGCAAGGCCUGGAGGCGAUGGAAGAGAUCCUGGCCAGCUCGGAGCCCCCGGACCCCGCUGAGGUGGGGGACCUUUUCUAUGACUGUGUGGACACGGAGAUCAAGUUCUUUAAGUGAGUGAAGUAAGCGCCCCCUUCCCCCUUCUUAUUUAAAGUUUCCCACCUUACUAAAUUACCAGCAAAACAAACCGCUCUCCAGUCUGAGUAAAACGAGAAAGUUCUGCUGCGGUCGCCUUGUCCGAAGCCAAACCCAACUGUGAACUCGUGUUCUGCCCGGAAUCUCACAGCGUCCCCUCCGCCCCUCGGUCCCCUUCCUCCGAGGUGUGACAGGCGCCCCGCGCACCUGCUGCUCGGCCGGAGGACUAGUCGUGGGUUUUAGGCUGCUGUCAUUGUGUUCCGGUGACAAUGGGCCCAUUAGCCUUCUCGGGGGAGGAUGAGGGUUCCUCGGGCCUUGAGAGGCCGGCCCCGCCAUGCUGAGUGCGUGGGAAAGCAGAAUCUUUUGAAGUCUUACUCCUCCUCUCAGUAACCGUUUCUUUCAUGUUAACAAGAGGCGCUUCUUUGUCUGGCCCAGGGGCUUGUGUGUGUUCGAGGGAGCGGCUUCCUGGCCCCCCUCCACGGGAGUGCCGGUCCCUAGUGCAGAAUGUCUCUAGAUGUGUCUUUCGAGGGGCACGGCCGGUGGGGGCAGGGGGUCCCGUCCAGUCCCAGCGGUCCUCCAGAAUCCGUCUCGUGUGCCGUGGACGCCCAGACCGCUUCCACGUGCGGGAGAGCCGGUCCUCCGUGCCCGCCGGAACCGGCCCACUCUAGACUGUCAGGAGCAGCCCGGCCCGUGACCACCCUGAGUGGGUCACCCAAAGGCACGGGGCUCGCCCUGCUGCGAGCACGCCCGCCACGUGGGUGAGGCCUCCUGUAGAAAUGGGUCUGGGCCUGCUUACUGCCGUCUAGUUUAGGAUUAAUUAAAUGCCCCUGCGGUGUAGUUCCACCUCCCAAAGCCACGGAGCUCUCAGUGAAUGAGGAAAAGGGAAGGAGAGACUUCUGAGUGUUUCGGGUCUCGUUCAAGUAGCUGGAACCUUUGCAGCCGCAGCAUUAUCUCAGCAGAGACUUUAAUUAAACCGACUGGGGUCCCAUGUUGUGUGUGCAUGAAGGAUUUGACUCACCACCGAGCACGGAGGAGCGUGUGAGGGAGGCCAGAUGGGCUCAGCGCUGGGGACCCAGAGGGCGCGAAGGUGACAGAUGGAUGUAGAAGCAUUUCACUCCAGGGUGACAGUCCAGCCCCCGCCCUUCCCGCCCAGCCUGUUAUGUCCCAGAAAUCUGCAUGGGGAGCACCUGGCUUUCCCUGGUCCUUCCCUUUACCUCCCCCCCCCCCCCCCCACACACCGCAUGCUCCAGUGGCUGCCCUCAGAGGGUGGCCGAAUUGGGCAGGUGGUGGGGGGCGGGCUUACCUCCAGCUACUGAGACUCUCAGCCACUCUUGGAAUUUAAAGGGGCAGAGACGAUUAAGGGAAGAGUGUGUUAACACACCAGCGAGUGGGAGGUGGCAGCUUCACCACUCCCAGUGACUCCUGCUCAGAAGCACUGUAUCAGAGCCCAUGGGACCUGGAAGGGACAUGGGUCCCACACGCAGAUGCGGACCCUGAGGGUCACGGGUUGUAUCAGAACAAACCUUUUUUCCUGCCAACUCCCUUGCAAGAGUGUAGGCAUGAGCGCACCCAGAGCUUGCUGGAACCAGGAGCUUGCUGCCCGGGGCAGUCCCGUUAGUUCUGUCUGGAAAAUGACCGACUGCCAGUGGUGAGGGCCAGGAAGGUUGUCUGAGCUGACAAAGGUCACAGCAGCCACUCGGGGGGGCCUAUAGUCGCUGAGACUCUCAUCCCGGUUUGGCUUUCGCUGUGGAUGAACUUAGGGUCCCCUCCCGUGGGGAGCCAUCAUUCUGAGUGUCUGUCCGCCAGGGGAAGGGUGGCGUUCCAGAAUGAGGUAGGCGCCUCAUCCCCUCCUAGGCCCAGCUCCAGAGUGGCUGUCUAAAACGAGAGGAUGCAGAAAGCCACUCUAAAUGUCACAGUGAGCUGUCACCUCCCCCUGCUACGGAAACAUUUUAUCGGACCUGACAUGUCUGUGAUACCCGAGGUGAUCAGGGGUUUGACCAGGAGGAAUCCAGGGAGAAUGGAUUACACGGAGGCCUGCUCUUAUUAUUAUGGGCCCAAGGUCACGGGGAACCCAGCCAACCUGAUUGUGCGGUGAGAAACACAGCGGCUGCUUCUGUGAGGGGGCGUGGACCUUAGCCCGGCACUUCCCAGGAGGGCCAAGGCUAACUGGGAGUCGUCUGGGCUAAAGCCGAACGUCACAAUUGUGAUGCCCCCGUGUUACCACUAGAGGGCACAGCAGCCUGGCCCAAGUUAAACAAGGCUGGGAUGCUUCCAUCCGCCAGAGAGGUGGUGUGUAUGUAUGUACAGGCAAACCAAGCAAUAGCAGUGGACAGGUUCUUUGUACGUUGGGAAGGACAAGCAGAGAGCAGAGAAUCUGCUGAUGCAGCCGCAGUCACUUCCAGUGACUUUUGUCGACUUCCAUCAGCAGCUUGAAGUACGCUGUCGGAUUAGAGCAGGCUGUCGUGGGGGGAAUGUUUGUUUGUAAAUGCUCCGGACAGACUCUGCUUCUGAGAAAUGCGUAUCGUGACGUGGACACUUUCUUGACCAGGGAUUGCUUUUCUAAAGGCAAUAUGGAGAAAGUGAAUAUUCAAGAUGAACUAUGAAAAAAACGUUUAAAGGUCAGCGUGUAAAUAGCGUCCUGGAAUGCCGUGUGUGUGCCCAUCAAGACCUGGGGGGAGGUGGUGGUGCCAUGCAAGCUUUGCGCAGGAGGAAGACAUGGCCGUGAAGGACAGACCGUCUCCCCCACCCCCCCACCCCAUAACCAGGCCUAGGCUAGUGGGUCUCGUCUAGUAGAAGGGGUUUACCAUAGAGGAUGCCAGCCCCUGGCCCUUAAGGGACCGGGUGGGGCGAAGGCCCCAGGAAACGUGCAUUAACUAAGCAGAGGUAGCGUGCUCUGUCAUGCUUGGAGCUGGUGUGGAACUUUAGGUAGAGGAGGGGGUCCUUGCAAUUACGGUGGUUCUUUAGUGCCCAGUAACAUAAGGCCCAGUGUUAUUGUUAGAAAGUCUUUCUUCCAGGCUACGCUGCCCAUUAGAUAUUAGCAGUGAGGUUCCUUUGCUACUGGGUGAAUUGUUCGGCGUAAAAACAUAAUCGUCCACCAGGCAAACUACUUUGCUCCCUCGCUGAUGUCAUCCCAGGUGUGACAUCCCAGUGGCACAGGUGUGACACAGCUGUGCCUGGCCCAGCAGGGAAGCCAGGCAGGACCGGUGCGCUUGUUAUGAAGCCACCACCUGCAGUCAUUUGUGGGGAAGGUCUUCCGCCGAGCUCUCAGCUGUGGGGAGGCUGUGUAUGGAGGGAAGGGGGAGGGGAACCCGCCAGCUGGCCGUCCUCGUAGAAAGGGGGCGGCGGCAGGUCCCAGGCACACGCUGUCCCAGGACGCCCUCCCUGCAGCUGUGGCGUUUCAUCCCACCGGGCCCUGGGUCCCGGCUCCCCUCCUGUGUUUGUGUCGAAUGUGCUUUCAUCUGAUUGACUUCGAGCAUCCCAAAAUGUCGCGUGCAGAGUUCUCGGGGGGAAUGAGAAUGCACAUGUCUGCGACCAUGUUGUGAGACGUCAGGCCUGUGAGCUGGGAAACGCGACGGGCGGGGGUAACGCAAAGGAAAGUGUGUGUUUCCUUCCGUGGGGACUGACCGAGUAGACGCCACAGCCUUUUUUGUACAAGUGUCCAAAACCAGAGAACUUCCCCAUCCAGUGCUUGCCCUUGGACUUGUCUCUCAGUACAUCACGCUUACAAUAAAAAAAAUAUGGAAAUGAA
Phyllostomus discolor (pale spear-nosed bat) is the source of this 5393-nucleotide messenger RNA. RefSeq names its product secernin 1 (gene SCRN1). The record is from RefSeq and is a predicted model, not a curated record. Gene Ontology annotation, biological process: proteolysis. Lineage: Eukaryota; Metazoa; Chordata; Mammalia; Chiroptera; Phyllostomidae. The transcript is spliced from 9 exons. Gene Ontology annotation, molecular function: cysteine-type exopeptidase activity; dipeptidase activity. The coding region runs from base 383 to 1627 and encodes 414 amino acids.